AUACAGACUACUACACGGCUCUGAUGGCGGUGUGUGCUCACAAGAGUGUGACUCGGAGGGAAGGCCUCGUCUCCUGUGCCAGACUCCUACUCAACAAAGGGGCAAAGGUCAACACAUACGACAGACUACUACACCACUCUGAUGGCGGUGUGUGCUCACAAGAGUGUGACUCGGAGGGAGGGCCUUGUCUUGUGUGCCAGACUCCUACUCAACAAGGGUGCAAAGGUCAACACAUACGACAGAUGAGAGAAUAUAUUUAUUAUACCAUUAUACAAUUUCCCCUAAGAGUGCGUAAUAUUUUAAUAGCCAUAUAACGUGAAAGCUUAGAAAGAGACGUUUCAAAUGAUGUGUAAAAAUUCAAAAUUUCAUCGAAUGCAUAAUUUGUAUUUUCGGCCUUGGACCAUGGGCUAAAUGUAUAUCCAUGGACAGCUCUAAUUUUUUCUCUCAAAUAUAUAUACUCUGAGGAUCGACACCGUUUGAGAGGUCUCUUUCUAAGAUUUCAGAAAAUCAGAAAAUUGUAUUACAUUGGAUCAACGGUCGUCCCCAAACACACACACACACUUAGAUCCGCCCGGUUAUUCAUGCACACACACACAGGCACCAGAUGUCCCCCCUACUCUAUGCCAGUCAGAAUGGCCACCUGCCUCUAGUGGAGCUCCUCCUCUCUGCCGAGGCGGACAUACACAAGCAAGACUCCAGAGAGUGGACUGCACUUUGUCUGGCGGCCAGUAAAGGUCACCUCCAGGUGGCACAGUUGUUAGUGAGUCCGUGAAAUCCCCUUUUCCCUGGAUUGAUUACCACGAAGAAACGAAACAAACAAGCUGCUGUCAGUUCCACGACUGAUGCUCUAAAUCGAUGUUCUACCAGUCAACAAGGAAACUGUUCUUCAAAGAAGACGAAGCUGACAAUCUGAAUAAGAACUAAAAACUGUAGGAGAUAAUAAUCUCAAAAUGACCGAGAGAAUAUGGCUAUGAGAUGUGUGUUAAGUUACUCCUCCCUGUGCUCUGAUAGUCAGCCUCACCUCAUGGAAAGGAAGGCAUCAUUGAGUUUGGACAAUGUACUGUUGGACACGGCAGCGAAUGAAAACAUUUCGAGUAACAAUUCUACUGGAAUGUAACUGUGUUUUGGUAGAUAUUGCGGGUUUUCGGCACCAGACUGUUCAGUUUCAGUAUCCAGACUGUUCAGUUUCAGUAUCAGUGAUUUACACACAAAGCAUCAGUGUAUUGUAAGCAUGGCGAUACAAUGGACAGAAUGUAAAGCAGUGAAGUAUAUACUAUAUCAUAGUACUGUAGGUUAGGAAUGUGUACAAUGUACAUUUUGUAUGGUGGGCUCUGGAUAGAAUAAAUGGGCACCAUUUAGAAAUACCACAACCAUGUGUUGGACAAAAUUGGAGAGGGGCGUGGCCGGACUGCAAAAGUGCAUGCACAAAGCUAAGCAGAUUAGAAGCCUUCCACAGUACAGAACAUCAGUAUGAGCUACCUACCAGAAGGAGGAUAUGGUCUGUACAGUAAUUUUGAAGAUGAUGAUGGAUUUGACUUUGGAGAUUGUCAAUCACCAGGAGACUUGACUAUGAACCUGUGAUGACAAUGACCAAGAAGCCGACUAACAAUAACAACAUCAACAAUGGAGCAGCCACCAGUGAUCUGGCUACUGAUAAAGACGCGGUGGCGAUGGAUGUACCUCCCCCUGUCAGCAAUGCUAGUACGAUUAUUACAGACGAUGAUACCGAGCCUAAACAAAAUGGGUUUUUUUGUCGGAGGGGAUUCCCCCCCACCUAGUGAUCAAGUCGAAAGCAAGCCACUUAAUUCUGAGAUUAAUGCUAUCAAAUCUUCAGCUGCAACACAGCCGACGACCAUCAAGUACAAGCAGAGCAGAUUCUCUCCAAAUCUCCCACACAAAUUGAAGAUGAGUAACCCUCAAAGCGAAAUCCUACAGGAGGAGACGACCCGAGGUCAAAGUACAGAAAAGGGUGUGUCUUAUUUGAUACAGAUCCACAGGAACAGAGCAGACUGAUGGAACAAGGGGAGGAGCUUCGAUUGGCUGUCACUAAGGGUAACCUGAAAAGGGUCCAUGCAAUACUAGAUUCAGGUUUUAAUGUGAAUGAGCAACUGAGCAGUGGAUGGACUGCAUUAUUGCACGCGUGUGACACAGGUCGUGAGGAGAUGGUGGAGAUGUUGCUGGAGAGAGGGGCCGACCCUAACACUCAUAAAGACUACUACACGGCUCUGAUGGCGGUGUGUGCUCACAAGAGUGUGACUCGGAGGGAGGGCCUCGUCUCCUGUGCCUACUCAACAAGGGGGCAAAGGUCAGUACCUAUCCGACAGGUGAGAGAAUAUUUUCCAUAUAGAUUCAUUUUUGCUAAAUACCGUUAUACAAUUUCCCCUAAAAGUGCGUAAUAUUAUUUCUCAACAGCCAUACUGAUCCAAUAUUAAAGCUUAGAAAGACAAAUUUUGUUGAGGAAAUAAUUUGUUAUUUUUCAGCCUUGAACCAUGGGACAAUUCCAUGAUAUAGCCAAAUUAUUUUUAUCUCAUAAUGUUGAUGACAUCCUUUGAAAGGUCUCUUUCUAAGCUUUCAGCAGAAAAUUGUUGACAUUGGAUCAACGGGUACUGAAGUUAUGGCUGAUGAAAGAGUCUCCAAGCACACACACCUUGAUCCGCCCUGGUUAUUGAAACACACACACAGGCACCAGAUGUCCCCCCUGCUCUAUGCCAGUCAGAAUGGCCACCUGCCUCUAGUGGAGCUGCUCCUCUCUGCCGAGGCUGACAUACACAAGCAAGACUCCAGGGAGUGGACAGCACUUUGUCUGGCGGCCAGUAAAGGUCACCUCCAGGCGGCACAGUUGUUAGUGAGUCAUUGAAAUCCCCUUUUUUCCUGGAUUGAUUACCACGAAGAAACGAAACAAACAAGCUGCUGUCAGUUCCACGACUGAUGCUCUAAAUCGAUGUUCUACCAGUCAACAAGGAAACUGUUCUUCAAAGAAGACGAAGCUGACAAUCUGAAUAAGAACUAAAACUGGAGGAGAUUCUAUUGGUUUUCGGCACCAAUUCAAUUAGACUGUUCAGUUUCAGUAUCAGUGAUUUACACACAAAGCAUCAGUGUAUUGUAAGCAUGGCGAUACAAUGGACAGAAUGUAAAGCAGUGAAGUAUAUACUAUAAUAUCAUAGUACUGUAGGUUAGGGUUAGGAAGAGUGUGUACAAUGUACAUUUUGUAUGGUGGGCUCUGGAUAGAAUAAAUGGGCACCAUUUAGAAAUACCACAACCCACGUGUUGGACAAAUUGGAGAGGGGCGUGGCCGGACUGCAAAUGUGCAUGCACAAAGCUAAGCUAAGCAGAUUAGAAGCCUUCCACAGUACAGAACAUCAGUAUGAGCUACCUACCAGAGGGAGGAUAUGGUCUGUACAGUAAUUUUGAAGAUGAUGAUGGGUUUGACUUUGGAGAUUGUCAAUCACCUGGAGACUUGGACUAUGAACCUGUGAUGACAAUAACCAAGAAGCCGACUAACAAUAACAACAUCAACAAUGGAGCAGCCACCAGUGAUCUGGCUACUGAUAAAGACGUGGUGGCGAUGGAUGCACCUCCCCCUGUCAGCAAUGCUAGUACGAUUAUUACAGACAAUGAUACCGAACCUAAACAAAAUGGGUUUAUUGUCGGAGGGGAUUCCCCCCCACCUAGUGAUAAGUCGAAAGCAAGCCACUCAGUUCUGAGAUUGAUGCUAUCAAAUCAUCAGCUGCAACACAGCCGACGACCAUCAAGUACAAGCAGAGCAGAUUCUCUCCAAAUCUUCCACAUAAACCAAAGAUGAACAACCCUCGAAGCAGAAACUCUACAGGAGGAGACAACCCGAGGUCAAAGUACAGAAAGGGAUGUGUCUUGUUUGAUACGGAUCCGCAGGAACAGAGCAGACUGAUGGAACAAGGGGAUUGGCUGUCACUAGGGGUAACCUGGAAAGGGUCCAUGCAAUACUAGAUUCAGGUUUUAAUGUGAAUGAGCAACUGAGCAGUGGAUGGACUGCAUUAUUGCACGCGUGUGACACAGGUGGUGAGGAGAUGGUGGAGCUGUUGCUGGAGAGAGGGGCCGACUCUAACAACUACUACACGGCUCUGAUGGCGGUGUGUGCUCACAAGAGUGUGACUCGGAGGGAAGGCCUCGUCUCCUGUGCCAGACUCCUACUCAACAAAGGGGCAAAGGUCAACACAUACGACAGACUACUACACCACUCUGAUGGCGGUGUGUGCUCACAAGAGUGUGACUCGGAGGGAGGGCCUUGUCUUGUGUGCCAGACUCCUACUCAACAAGGGUGCAAAGGCACCAGAUGUCUCCCUUGCUCUAUGCCAGUCAGAAUGGCCACCUGCCUCUAGUGGAGCUCCUCCUCUCUGCCGAGGCUGACAUACACAAGCAAGACUCCAGGGAGUGGACUGCACUCUGUCUGGCGGCCAGUAAAGGUCACCUCCAGGUGGCACAGUUGUUGGUGAGUCGUGGUGCUAACCCUAAGGCCAUCACCUACAUGGGGGAUUCCCCUUUUUCCCUGGCACUGGACGGCAGUCACACGGAGGUAGCUGAUUGGUUGGACUCAAUUACAUCAUUGCAAGGGAGCGAGGCACCUCUCGCUAAGACCAAGGAAUUCAUUGGAACUCGAACAAAACAACACACACACAGACCCCAGCCCGCCCCCUCACAGGAGCCCCUCCCCUCUCAGUGUGUACAGUACGGAGAGUUGGAGUUGUUCCUAAUAGGGCAACAACUCGUGGACCUACUGCCACUCUUUAGACAGCGCAAAGUUCAGUUCUCUGACCUCAUGAGUUUAACAGAGACAGAGCUCGAUAUGAUGGGAGUGACUCAGCCCAGCUACAGGAGGAAGCUAAUGGCUGCCAUCACUGAGGUACACCAGAGACACUGGGAGAUGCCCAAAACCUCCAACCUGCCGUACGGGAGAACCAUCAGUUGUGCCGAGGCUUCAGUGAUCCUGUCUCAUCUCACUAAACACACCAACUACAUCAAAGCUACCGUCCGUUACCUUGACAACCAGGUCUAUUUAAGAGACCAAUAAGCAACUUACUUCAGAAGGCACUUUGUCUGGCAGCCAGUAAAGGUCACCUCCAGGUGGCACAGUUGUUAGUGAGUCUGUGAAAUCCCCUUUUUUCCUGGAUUGAUUACCACGAAGAAACGAAACAAACAAGCUGCUGUCAGUUCCACGACUGAUGCUCUGUUCUACCAGUCAACAAAAAAACUGUUCUUCAAAAGACGAAGCUUACGAUCUGAAUAAGAACUAAAAACUGGAGGAGAUAAAAAUACAAAAUGGCCGAGAGAAUAUGGCAAUGAGAUGUGUGUCAAGUUACUACUCCCUGUGUUCUGGUAGUCAGCCUCACCGUCCUCAUGGAAAGGAAGGCAUCACUGAGUUUGGACAAUGUACUAUUGGACACGGCAGCGAAUGAAAACACUUUGAGUAACAAUUGCAGUACUGGAACCAUAAUGGUGUAACUGUGUUUUGGUAGAUAUUAGUUUUCGGCACCAAUUCAAUCUAGACUGUUCAGUUUCAGUAUCAGUGAUUUACACAUAAAGCAUCAGUGUUAUUUUAACUAUGCAA
Halichondria panicea is the source of this 5584-nucleotide messenger RNA. Its product is annotated as ankyrin repeat, SAM and basic leucine zipper domain-containing protein 1-like. Gene Ontology annotation, biological process: piRNA processing. NCBI's taxonomy places the organism in Eukaryota, Metazoa, Porifera, Demospongiae, Suberitida, Halichondriidae. The transcript has 15 exons. Gene Ontology annotation, molecular function: protein binding. The record is from RefSeq and is a predicted model, not a curated record. Bases 4313 to 5047 code for a protein of 244 amino acids. Gene Ontology annotation, cellular component: pi-body.